Molecule: messenger RNA, 1794 nt
Organism: Podospora anserina S mat+
Lineage: Eukaryota; Fungi; Ascomycota; Sordariomycetes; Sordariales; Podosporaceae
Exons: 3
Coding region: 1-1794 (597 amino acids)
Molecular function (GO): oxidoreductase activity; copper ion binding
Source: RefSeq, a predicted model, not a curated record
AUGAAGCAGACGCUUCUUGCCCUCGGGGCUUUCUUUACAGCCGUCACGGCUAUCGCCCUUCCUCUUGACUCUUUGCAGUCGAACCCUCAUCUCACACCUCUGAAGCCUCGUCAGGGUUGUGAAAACACUCCGACUUCCCGUGAAUGCUGGGGAGAGUUUGGUCUCGAUACCAAUUACUACACCACCUGGCCCAACACCGGAAACACCAGGGAGUACUGGCUCUCUGUCCAGCAGGGAGACUGCUCCCCUGACGGCUACCUUCGAACCUGCAUGACCUUUAACGGCACUAUUCCUGGCCCCACGAUCUUUGCCGAUUGGGGUGAUGACCUUGUCAUCCAUGUCACCAAUAACAUGCUGGAGAACGGGACAGCCAUUCACUGGCAUGGUCUCCAUAUGAGAGAUAACUCUCUUAAUGAUGGCGUGCCUGGCGUUACUCAGUGUGGUAUCCGCCCUGGUGACACCCAAACCUACCGGUUCAAGGUCACCCAAUAUGGCUCGACUUGGUACCACUCUCAUUUCUCUCUGCAGUACGCUGAAGGUCUCUUUGGCGGCAUGAUCUUCAAUGGUCCCGCUACUGCAGACUAUGAGGUUGACCUUGGCAACUUGUUCCUCUCUGACUGGGGCCACACCGAGGCAUUCCAUCUCUGGAGUACUGUCGCCAAGGGCGGUAGACCUCCCACGCUUGAAACAGGUCUCAUCAACGGCACCAACACCAUUACCCCUAACUGCAACCCUGCCACCGACGCUCGCUGCGUUGGACAGGGUGCAAAGCACGAGAUCAUUUUCAAGGAGAACACAACAUAUCUUAUCCGUCUCGUCAACCCAGCUGUUGACUCAGUGUUCGACUUCAGCAUUGAUCAGCAUGACCUGACUGUUAUCGCCCAAGAUCUUGUCCCAAUCAAGCCUUACACCACAGACUCGGUUCAGAUCUCCAUGGGUCAAAGAUAUGAUAUCGUCGUCACAGCCAAACCCAAGAACAAGACAGCCGACGGCAACUACUGGCUCCGCGCCGGACUCAUCGCAGGAUGCAGCGGUCCCAACCUCAACGCUGCAAGCAUCACCGGCAUUGUCCGCUACGACGAGGAUAGCACCGCCCUCCCCUCCUCCACCAACCACAACACCAUUUCCACCAGCUGCCUCGGCGAACCUCUCGCCAGUCUCGAGCCCUACCUCGAACUGAACGUAACAAACAUGUUCAACACCACCCUCGAGAACCUGGGCACAAGGCCACAGGGCGUCGACGGCGCGGAGUGGUUCCAGUGGACGCUCAACACCUCCUCCCUGCACCUCGACCCGUCCCACCCCACGCUGGAGCACGUCUUCAACAACGAAAGCAUCUUCCCCACCCCUUACAACGUGGUGGGCGUGCAGCCUUCCGGCACCGGUGAGCAGCAGUGGCAGGUGCUCAUCAUCCAAGACCAAACUCAGAUUGGCGCCGCCCACCCAAUCCACCUCCACGGUCACGACUUCUGGGUAUUGGCCGCGGUCCCCCAAGCAACCUUCAACGGCGACACCUCCGGCUUCAACACCGCCAACCCCUCCCGUCGCGAUGUCGCUGUCCUCCCUGGCCGCGGCUACCUUGCUAUCGCGUUCGAGCUCGACAACCCCGGUGCUUGGCUGGUGCACUGCCACAUCGCCUGGCACGCCAGCCAGGGCUUGUCCCUGGAAUUUGUCGAGAGCCAGAGCAAGAUCAGGAGUGGACUGCUGCAGAGGGACAUCGAUGAGUUUGAGCGGACUUGCCAGAGAUGGACGGGCUGGCCGCCUGUUCACCCGCAGGAGGACUCUGGUAUCUAA